AUGAAUACUCUGCAAAAACGCGUCUCUGAGGCUCGCAAGAGCAUUGAGGGAUGGGACGGUGGCCUUUUAGGCGUCAUCCCCAUCGCCAGCAAAAUGCAAGGCGUGAAGAGUUCCACUGCCGAUACACGCAGGACCAUUGAGCAGUCUGAUGCAUUUGGCGAUGAGGACCAAGAUGAAGUUCUGGCAGCAUAUCAGCAAUUGCAGCCCGAAAUUGUGGGAGCGCUUAAUACUGCAGAGCAGAAGGUAUGUCAUUCCCCUCCCUAUUUAAUGGCCCGUAGUGCUGACCCGACCCAGGCGCCGGCUUUCAAAGAUGCGGGAGUGGCCUUCGUGGCGAGGGCUAUGAUGGAUGAUCUCAAGAGUGAGAAGGAGAAAUUCGAGACAACUAUGCAGGAGAAGGUGCCUGCUGAGAGGUACCGCAGCGCUGAGCCCAAGGUUGCUGAAGUCAAUGCUGCCUUUGAUAGCGCUCACAAGGCGCUCUCUGCUUAA
Messenger RNA from Aspergillus fumigatus Af293, 486 nucleotides. RefSeq names its product mannoprotein. The transcript has a single exon. The coding region runs from base 1 to 486 and encodes 161 amino acids. Lineage: Eukaryota; Fungi; Ascomycota; Eurotiomycetes; Eurotiales; Aspergillaceae. The record is from RefSeq and is a predicted model, not a curated record. Gene Ontology annotation, cellular component: extracellular region.